CGGUACACAACCGGAACUGUCUCUUCCUCUAGAUUCUUGUGCUGCUGUUCAGCAUUUUUCUUGCAUCGGUUCCGGUAUAGUGACCGAUAUUUAUCUACAGAGGCACUUAUUCUCUUGUAACGUUGGUUGACUUUCAACGGUGUUAAUUCAAGUUCUCUAGUAGCAACUAUUCUACUCUCAUUCACACCCAGGUCAUGCCUCCUGGCGCUCCGUUCCACUCCUUCGUUCUCCCUUAUCCGAUCCGUAUCGACGAGUUCACUGAACUUCCAACCACGAGGGAUCCAAACGACCCAACCCCAACUAAUGCUAAGCUCUACUUCCUUACACACACGCAUUCCGAUCACCUCCUCGGUCUUCAGGCAAAGGGCUUCGCUCAGAAAGUAUAUUGUUCUCAGGACGCGAAACAAAUGCUGCUUCGAAUCGAAGAAUUUCAAGAGCGGUCUUUGCGUGACAAGGGUUAUCGAGCUGAACCAACGAGGAAGUACAGGCAUCUCCAAGUGAAUCCGAUCUAUGACUCGACAGGACACUGUAUCAAUGAGCCUCAAGUCCGAAAUUUGCUCAAAACGUGCCCAAUGAAUUUACCUUUCGAAGUCCAGUAUGCAGAGGGUGAAGAGGUGGUCAUCACUGCAAUCGACGCUAAUCACUGUCCGGGAUCCGUCAUGUAUCUCAUUGAGGGCCCACAAGGGUCUAUCCUCCACACGGGCGACUUUCGUGCCGAACCCUGGUUUUUAGAAACCAUCAAACGGAACCCCUUUCUUCAACCUUAUCUAGCAUCCGAGGACACCCCUCUGCAAGAAAACGAGUUAAUCAAGACAUUAGAAGCCAUCUACCUUGAUACUGCCUGCGUAAUGCAAACACAUCAGGUUCCCUCAAAGGAAAGCGCAAUCUCUGGGCUCAUAAAUUUAAUGAGGCUCUAUCCACCUUCAACAUUAUUCUUUAUCAAUGCGUGGACCCCGGGAUACGAGGAUAUUUUAAAGGCUAUUGCUCGUGCGUUUGGGUCAAAGGUCCAUCUAGAUCGUUACAAACACAACAUUUACGGUCAUCUUCGAAACGAUCCUUUACUCGCCUCUAUCGGCACAUCCGACCCAGAAUCCACUCGUUUUCAUGCAUGUGAACGUUUUGACCGGUGCCAUGUUGUUAGUGUACAGCAGGGAGAGGCGUCCACUAGAACCAAGGACAACAGACGGGUGGUAUAUGUGAACCCAGUUAGUUCAAUGACCCCCGAAUUAUGGGCCAAAUACCAAUCGGACACCAGAGCUAGGUUGAACUCUGUUGGAGCUCAUCUUCGAGACGAAGAAUGUACAUGUUUGCUUGUUCCUCUCUCUCGACAUUCUCCACUCCCAGAGCUCCGUUCUUUCGUUUCGCUAUUUCGACCGAAACGAAUCAUACCCAAUACUCUCGAUCCGAAAUUGAAAGCGCUUGAUUGGUUAGCUAUAGAACGUGCUUUCGCGGAUUGUUUAGCUUCACCAGGCAAAUCACAACACUCAUUAAUUCCCUUACCUCCUCCAAUUGACCCAGAAAUCGCGGAAGCAACACUUGUAUCCAUCUUUCAACAAAAAAAUGAUGUGGAGGAGGAUGACACAGCGCUGAAAAAUUUCGCAGACUCUACUGUCAGGUCCAGCACCGCCCCUGGCUCCCAGGAGACUCGAGAUCUUGCGAAGCAAUGGGUGGUCGGUGUCGGCUAUGACCAUGCUAGACAGGGGCGAAAGCUGAAAGGCAGGAUGGCUCGAAAGGCGGCGCUCGUGAUGAAGUGGCUGGGGAAGGACGACGAUGAAAUUCUUGCACGACUCCCUCCGUUGUCGUCGCGCCAACGGGAGAGGAAAGAUGCGGCGAAAGCUGGCCUGGCACUAGGAGUGGAGGAUCGCCAUGUUACAAGCGACUCGCCUCAUUCUACCGACUCGCCUCAGAGAAGUCUCAGACAACAUGCCACUUCUACAAGCAGCGACUUUGAUCACGACGAGGGAAACGACAGUUCGGAUGGGGACGACGAUGUUCAUGUCAAAGUGCAUCACCAAAUCUUUGGUAACGGUUGUAUGUCACAGAGGUCGUCCUCCAUCUCUUACGUGUUAGAAAACGACUUAGAGGCGCAGUCUAAAGCAGACAUCAAUUCCCAAAUGGAUCCCGAGGCUAAGUUAACUGAGCCUGAGCAACAUUUAUGUCCUGCACCACUACCACGGGCGAUUUCCCCCCUACGACCAAAACGAGGUGGUUUAGAACCACUUACCCCCGGCCCCGAAUCCUCUCCAUUCGCCGGGACCGCUUUACUCAGGUAUUCACGACAGAACAAAGGAAGUGAUGAGAGCCGAAGACAACUUGCUAAUAUUGGACCCCCGAUGCACACGGUGGCCGCCAUGAACGAUCUAGAUGUCCAAGAGCAAGUCGAAGGUGAAGUCGCGACAUUCAAGAGGGGAGUUAAGCGGACUAGAUCGAAGGCGGACGUUAUAGGAAGACCGGGAAAGAGAAUGUCACCCUCCCCGUAUUCACAGAAACAUUCUGGGGCAGCUUCGUUUCCGUGGCAAAAUUGUCACCAGCCCGAGGUGGAGGACGAUCCAAGACUCAAAUCAAUCAAACGCCAAUCCGCGUUAUUCCGAGAAUCCCAAAACUUGAUUGAUCAUGCAUCUCAAGACGAGGGGAAAUGGAGUAAACGUUGGAAUGGAAACGAAGACCAGGGUGCUAUAGUUCUGUCUCCCCACGCUGUGAAAGGGAAAGGUAAAGGUUCCCUCCCUUUCUCGCCGCCAAAAAGAAAGACUACGAAGAAUACUGUCUCAACGUUUUCUACACCCACACCUCCGUCGUCACUAUUGAAACUGAAUGCAACAGAGAUCCUUCCCGUGUCUUUCUUUACAGACAAUCCGAUGUCACCGCUCAAACCAAACGCAACGUGCCCGCAUCUCUCACCUUCCCCCUCAUCUCGUCGUCUCACCACCCGCUCUCGAAAGGCCCCUCUGUCUCCUACUAGCCGAUUGCGAAAGACUCAAAGGAGGAUGAACAUGUGUGCAACUAUGCAAGCAUCUUGUUCUAAUCUGGUGGAUCCCUCAUAUGAAGAACAACAUAUCAAGAUGGUUGAACGAUGGAAGCGGGAGUCGUUCAAAAUCGAAUCCAAGUUACAGUAUGAGCAAGAUAGGCGGAGGAGAUUCGAGGCGUUACCUGAUAAAGACGACGACCCGAGUACUGACCCCCGCAUGGAUUCGACACGUAGGGAUGAGUGGAUUGAGAAAAUCAGGAAAGAUUUAGAGUCUGGGAGGAGGAUAAAUCUCCCUGCGGUCGGUCGCGAUCAAUGAUCCUCCCCGGGGCUUAUCGACACGUGCUUUUCUUUCUACUCUCUGACCAUUUUUGUCUUCUUGGAUGAGGAAAAUUCUAUGUUUUUUCAUGUCCAAUCGUUACGCUCAAGCAUACCAGUUUGGAUGUUCACCCCACGGCGGGAGAAGUGUUGAAGGACCCUGGCAUGAGACACGCGUCGGUCACUACGAGGCUUGUUAUUUUCUUACCCUUUUCCGGACACUGGUCCAUUCGGUGUCCAUGCCAGCGUAUUCUUGUGACUACGCACACUAAUGUUUGUGCAUUUGGUCAGAGAAAGUAUCCACGGGCGGGUCAUGUUCUGUGCCACUCUCGGAACUUGUAAUGCCCUCGGGUGUGCAAUGUUCACGCGGUACCCAACCCACCUCGUGUCCUCGAGUUCCGUUCGCCGUCUACUUGUCACUUACAUACUACCAGCUACUUGAAAUUGUUCGGAGUUUGGAUGAACAACCUCGAAUUGGGACUGCGAUGCCAGCCGUGGCCCCUAUCUUGAAAUUGGAAACAUAAGUUCCCACGGUAACUGGACAUCGGGUUCGGGAAGUUCAUGGCGGACACGGUCAAGUCAUGGCAGGGCGGUAGUGCUUGAAGUAGAUUAAACGCUGGAUGCUAAAGCUGGUCACUAUAUCCCACUUACCAGAUUCAUCUACAGGUAUCAGGGGGCCGCCGAAUGCGAGUGGGUUGUUUUAAUGCAUCUGUUAAUUUUCGAUGAUCGAUCCCGCCCUACCAAGCUAGUACGACCACUGCGCCGCAUGGACUGACUCACCCGAUUCCACCGUACUCAUUUGACUUCAAGCAUGCCAUGUGUAGUCCCGCUGAGGUAUACAGGGUAGUAAG
Molecule: messenger RNA, 4131 nt
Organism: Marasmius oreades (fairy-ring Marasmius)
Lineage: Eukaryota; Fungi; Basidiomycota; Agaricomycetes; Agaricales; Marasmiaceae
Exons: 6
Coding region: 195-3281 (1028 amino acids)
Biological process (GO): interstrand cross-link repair; protection from non-homologous end joining at telomere; double-strand break repair via nonhomologous end joining
Molecular function (GO): 5'-3' DNA exonuclease activity; damaged DNA binding
Source: RefSeq, a predicted model, not a curated record